Messenger RNA from Coregonus clupeaformis (lake whitefish), 2297 nucleotides. RefSeq names its product tumor necrosis factor ligand superfamily member 15. Gene Ontology annotation, molecular function: tumor necrosis factor receptor binding. Gene Ontology annotation, biological process: immune response. The coding region runs from base 55 to 819 and encodes 254 amino acids. Gene Ontology annotation, cellular component: membrane. Lineage: Eukaryota; Metazoa; Chordata; Actinopteri; Salmoniformes; Salmonidae. The record is from RefSeq and is a predicted model, not a curated record. The transcript has 4 exons.
UAAAAGUCGGACUUGAAUGGCAAGAUCCCAUUGAGUACUCCCUCCCUGCUGAUCAUGACAGCUGCUGGCGCUGAAGCAGUUUGCUUUGAGAUCCCUGCGUGUCAUCAUGCGGAGAGUGACAGGAGUCUUUAUGCCCGAGUGAGCCGCAGAGACAAAGGGCGGCCAAUGUGCCUCACUCGGUUCGCUGCUCUUGUCUCUCUGCUUCUGUCUUGUGCUGUACUCUUGCUAAACGCAUAUCAUCAUAAAGCAGCGGACUACCAGCACACUUCAGCUGGAGGUGAUUCUAUGGGCAGUGUUCAGCAGAAGCAGCAGCAAAUUGGAAACAAUCCAAGUGCCCAUCUGACAGCUCCAGACUCAUUUAAUCAUUCAAAAAGGGUAUACCUUGAAUGGGAGUACAACCUUGGACUUGCUCACCUUAUUGGAUUUAAGUAUCAGGACGGCGACCUCAUCGUGCUCAAAGAUGGCAUGUACAAGGUUUACCUGCAGAUCACCUUCCGAAGGCCUGGUCACUUUGUGUGUAGCGAGGAGGACUCAGUGUUCAUCCUCACCCAGAAGGUAAUCCUGUUUGCAAAGAGCUACCACAAAAAUAGAGACCUCCUAACAGCAUCUGACACAGUGGACUGCAUUCCCAAAUCAAAUGACUGUCAGCCGCCUGGUUCAGAGGGCUCAGGGACUCAGUACUGGGAAAAGUCUCCCUGCACGUCCGGCGUGUUUGCACUAAAAGCUGGGGACAGGCUCAGAGUGAGGUUGGGGGACAGGUACCAUGAGCUGAUGCUCCUUCAAGAAGACAGGACAUUUUUUGGGGCACAUCUCAUUUGAUGUUGUUCCCCAGAAACUACAGGUGCAGGGAUAAGCAUUACUUUGUGGAAAUUAAUCAUCACUUAUCAGACACAUUCAUGUCUGUCCACUGUAUACUUUACUUAUUUCUGGGAGUUUUAAUAUUAAAAUGAUUUCAUAAUGUGUGUGAGAGAACACUUGAAGUAGGAAAUCACCAUUUUAUUAUGCUCUCAUAAAGUGUGUCCAUAAAUAACUUGUUGUUCAGUAAAACAGUGCCAUUGCUAUAAGCUGCAUUAAUACAGGCAGCCCAAUUAUAUUUCCACAAAUUGGUAUUUUGACCAAUCAGAUCAGCUCUUUUGCCAAUAUCAAAGUGUCAAACAAACGUGAUCAUAAUGUGAUAAAAGGAGAGGCUACUACUUUACUCUGAAAUUUCAUAAAUUUUACUCUGCAACUCCAGUAGAUUGUUUUACUCACAGUCUGUUUCAUAUUGUUGCCAGCAACAGAGAAUUCAAAUGAGCAGGUGUAACAAAUGAGGAUUUGUAACCUCACUCCUCAGCCUGAAAUGUCUCCACCCGCGCCCCAGAGAAGAUGUCAAGAGGGUGGUUGCGUGUGUUUUCAAGACAGAGGUCUCAAAUUCCAGUCAGCCUCAGUGUGAGCUGGUACAGGAGAGAAAGUAUAAUUAAGAAUCGAAAUUAGAUUGACGAUCUUACCCAAUGCCUGGAAAUCCUUGUAAUCAGUUUGUGUUAUUGAACUACAAAUGUCCCUAUAGCUCAUCCAGAUCUUCUACUAUAUAAAAAAUAAAGUGAGGUUUGAUGUGUCUCCAGCAGAUUAACAACAGGAUGAACAUGCAAUGUGUUGUUUACCACCUCAGCCUAACCUUACUUAAGAAUGUAUGGCAUGCGACGGUCAACACCCAUUGUAAAUUAUGAUUAAAUGAUGCAUGGCUUAUUGUUUACACAGGAUGAGCAAUAGUAAUACUCCCACUGUGUUUGGAUUCUGCACCUGUUUGCUAGACUAAGUGUUGGUUAACAGUUUACAUUGAUGUUGACACAUUGACAUCCAGGUGCAUAGUAAAACAAGAACAGAGUUGUGAAAAAGGUGUAACAUUUCAACUAGUCUUUGAAUACAGAAAAUUACUUUGAAACAUUAAAAAUAUAAUUAAUCACCUCUUAUGAAAGAAGAUACUUACCAUCACAUUAAAGAUUUGCAUGGUGACCCUAAAAGGAAUAACAAAAUGCAUCAUGAGGCUGUAGUAAGACACCAGAAGCCUGGGUGGGCUACAUAAACAAUAAACAUGUGGGUUGGAUUUUAGGAGGGUGUGAAUGGUAUGAUACAUAUCCCUUUUAUGGGAGUAAACUGCACUUUUGUGUUAUUCCUGCCAAAUACUUUAGGGAAGGAAAAACACACCAGACCAGAAAAAUGGAAUGUGGAAUGGAAUGGCACGUAAAUAACCUCACUACUGAAUCAUACAGACAAAGAACCAUAUACAGUGCCUUCGGAAAGUAUUUAGACCCCUUGAC